CUAAAAAUCCUGUCCUGCUCCUUGGACCAGUUCCUUUCUCUCAAAUGGGAGUUUGGGUUCCAAGAGGCGUAGGGCUCGAGGCGUUGACCUUGGAGCGUGGUGUCCCGCGGGUAGGGCACCACAGUUUCAUUAAGCAGUAACCACUAGGUGUCAGAUGAGGUCCAGCACGGUCCUUGUGCAGCCAUUGGCCAGUGCUUUUCCUUCGAUAUGAAGCUUUCCACAUACAGUUUCGUUUCUUUCCGUAUGCCUUAUCUAAGGGAGGGGACAGACUUGCAUCUCACUUUCCUGAUUUCGCAGCAACUGCUAGAGCAUUUAAUACUGUUCAGACAUGCAGCAGUUUGCUAUCAGUGACAUCAACGUGGCCUCCCUUGACUUGAAUUAAGCUUAAAUUAUUAACAAUUAGAUUUUGAACAAAAUGAGGGUGGCCUUCCAUUCAUCAGAUUUUAAUUUCUAGGAGGCUUUGGUACUGCUUGUGGGUGGAGCACAGAAAAGAGUGACACUGUUGCUGUCACCCCUGAGGCCAGUGGAAGCUCUCAGCACCUCUCAAAAAUCAGGUCCUGCCUUCAGGUGCCAGCCUUCUUUUCCGGAUCUGAAAACCUGGAUCAUCUCAUGAACUCCAUAAAUCAGCUUAUUUCUCAGCUGGGUCAUUAUUCUUCCAAGAAUUUUCCUCUAAAAUUAUGUUUCUUCCUUUGUAGUAACUAUAGGGCAGUUAGUGGAAACACUGAACAACGUGUCAUACCGCGUUACGUGCUGCAUCACGUUGUAAGCUAACUGGCACCAGCAGUAAAAUCUACAAAAUCCAUUUCUCACAUCACAAGAUGAAAAAUGAGGAAACAAGAAACAUCCGAAUUAAGUGUUUCCAGUAAUGCGCUGCCUGUAACUCCGUUUUAAAUUUAGUACAAGCAUCAUUAUGAAAUGAGCUUUCAAGCAAAUGUUGCUGAUGGUUCUGCAUAUGAAACAGAAUCCAAACAGCCCUGGGUGUGGGGUUUUUAUAUAUAGAUCACUUGUUGCAUAAUUUUGCCCUGUGCAGGGAAGUCCUUAUCUAAAUGAAAAAAAUCUGCUCGGUGCUGGGAAGGGCUGGACUGUACGGGCAGGGUGCUCACCUUGCUCGGCUUCUGUGAGGAUUCCUGUUUGUCUGUGCAGGACACAGCCCUGGAUCCCGCGUGGAGGCUGUCACCAAUCCCUUUGAUUGAUUACAAUCCCUUUGAUCGAUUGAAUCAAUCGAUCCCUCUGCAGCCCCGUCUCCUGCUCUCUCCUCAGGCCCCCAUUUGCUGGUCAGCCUCAAGGGCCACUCGAGAGCCCUUUGCCAGCAGCUUUUUGGGGAAGCUGCAGGUGGCGGAAAGGCAAUGCUGAGACAAGGGCAGGAACUCUUGCACGGCAGCUUGUGGCCACCCAGUCCUGCCUGCGCCAUGCCCCAGCUUCCCCAGAGAGUGCCCAGGAGGACAGUGCUGCUGUCCCUGGGCUCGGGGAGCUCCACGCGGCACCUUCAGCUCUGCAGGGCAGCAGGGAAAGGCUCCUGCUCCCACUGCCAUUGCCGGGGCACUUGUCCUGCCCGUGGCUGCUGCAACAAGGGCACUGCAGUGCCUGUGCAUCACGGGGCAGCGGUGGCGGGGACACUUGGCUGGUGGAGGGGACACUGGGCACCACCUCCCUGCUUCCCCUCUCCCCGGCGCCACCGAGGGGGCUCGACUGGAGACUCCCAGCGGGAAGCACCCGGCUCAGUACAAACCACAGCGGGUAAACAAUUACAGGCGCGAUUGCAGCGCUGCUUCCGCUUUCCCAGGGGUUUUAACAGCGAACGAGCGCGGGGCGAGGGCAGAGGGGAGGAGAGGCCGAGGAGGCACAAGGGGAGGCAGGAGCACGGUGCAGAGCUGCAGCAGCCAUGGGGGACACCUUCAUCCGGCACAUCAAGCUGCUGGGCUACGAGAAGAGGUUUUUCCCCAGCCAGCACUACGUCUACAUGUUCCUGGUGAAGUGGAAUGACCUCACCGAAAAGCUCGUCUACCGCCGGUUUACUGAGAUUUACGAGUUCCAUGUGAGUGGCCCUGGGGUGGGCACCAGCCCCUGUCCCGGUGCACUGGGGCUGGCAGGGGGAAAAAGAGGAAAAGGAAGAAAGCAAAUUACAGCUGAAAUUCCCACAAAACAAACCUGGCUCAAGAGAGGCUCCUGGGUCCCAGCGUUUCAAUCUCCUUCACGCCUUGAAGGGGGGAGCUGCCGGCCCUAUGCCCCCCAGGGAGGUUUCUCCUGGUGUCGAUCCAUGGGGUGCAGCCGGGAGGGGGCGAGCAGCAGUCAGGGUGCCAUGGGGGGGGGUCCCUGCACCAUCCUCACGGCCCUGCCUGGCCCUGCUCUGCAGAAAGCGCUGAAGGAGAUGUUCCCCAUCGAAUCCGGCGACAUCAAUGCGGAGAACCGGAUCAUCCCGCACUUGCCAGCCCCGAAGUGGUUCGACGGCCAGCGGUCGACCCAGAGCAGGCAGGGCACGCUGGCCGAGUACUGCUACGCGCUGGUGAACCUGCCCCACAAGAUCUCCCGCUGCCUGCACGUGGUCAACUUCUUCAAGGUGCGGCCCGACGACAUGAGCCCCGUCACCGACAGCCAGAUCAAGAAGCCCGAGGUGUUCCUCCUGCCAAAGGAUGCCAAGAAAAACGCCAGUGACAUCACGGGCCCCAUCAUCCUGCAGACGUACCGAGCCAUCGCCGACUACGAGAAGAGCUCCAAGUCCGAGAUGGCUCUCAAAGCUGGGGACAUGGUGGACAUCGUGGAGAAGAGCGAGAGCGGCUGGUGGUUUUGCCAGUUGAAGAAUAAACGGGGCUGGGUGCCAGCUGCAUAUCUGGAGCCGAUGGAUGGUCCCGAUGAAUCUGAAGAGCAGGAGCCCAACUAUGCAGGUGAGCAGUACGUGGUCCAGAAAAGCUACACAGCCGUGGAGGAGGACGAGCUGACGCUGACAGAGGGCGACACCAUCGAAGUCAUCCACAAGCUGCUCGAUGGCUGGUGGGUCGUCAGGAAGGAUGAAAGCACGGGUUAUUACCCCUCCAUGUACCUGCAGAGAUCAGGGGAGGCGAACACCCCCAAGAAGAGCGAGCUGAGGAACCGGAGCGUUCCCCCCCGCAGAUCCACCAUCCGCAAUGCUAAGAGCAUCCACAAGCAGAGCCGGAAGCAGAUCAGCCAGGAGACCUACAGGAGGAAUAGCAGGAAGUAUAUCCAGAGCCGGAGGAACAUGAAGGCCAAUUUGCAGAACAAGGCCAACAUCAUCUCUGAGAAAAAUGAGCAAGAGGAGAACAAGUCCAAGGCUCAACCUGCUGUUCCUCCCCGGCCCAGCAAAGACCUCAUCAUGAACCGCUGUACAGAGAGCACCAGGAGAAAGAUCAUGUGAGGCCCUCAGUCCCCAAAACCAAGCGAGCAGAUGCUUUAUCUCCACCAGCUCCUAUGCAGUGGGGACACAGAGACAGACUGGGGGAUCCGCAUGGAUCCCACAGCAGCUGAGAGCCUGGGGAGAUGCAGCCUGGGGCCCCAUGUUAAUUCCAUGGCACAGCAAGUCCAAGAUGUGCUGGUGAAGCCCUGAGGAGCGAUGUGAGCACCUUCCAUCAGCAUCUUUGGGGGAUGAGCAUUCCCAUGGCCUGCUGAAGAUUCCUCAUCACUAGGUCCCCUUUUGUACCAUAUUUGUAUUCUGAAUGAUUUUAUGGAUUUCAUCAAUAACCGGCAUUGUGUACAGUGUGUUUUGAGGGCUUCAAUUAUUGUGGGAAAACCUUAACAUGUAAACAAUGUGUACAAAGACCAGUGUAGCACAAAGAGGCACUUUAUGUAUGGAUUUCACGGCUUUCACACUGUCUGCAUGGCUGAUCAAUAAACUCAUCAGCAGAAAUUUCUGCAUUUCUGCACUGUC
This is a messenger RNA of Cygnus olor (mute swan), 3880 nucleotides long. RefSeq names its product neutrophil cytosolic factor 1 (gene NCF1). Gene Ontology annotation, cellular component: cytoplasm; NADPH oxidase complex. The transcript has 10 exons. Lineage: Eukaryota; Metazoa; Chordata; Aves; Anseriformes; Anatidae. The coding region runs from base 1883 to 3370 and encodes 495 amino acids. The record is from RefSeq and is a predicted model, not a curated record. Gene Ontology annotation, molecular function: protein binding; superoxide-generating NADPH oxidase activator activity; phosphatidylinositol binding. Gene Ontology annotation, biological process: superoxide anion generation; respiratory burst.